Messenger RNA from Schistosoma margrebowiei, 1662 nucleotides. Lineage: Eukaryota; Metazoa; Platyhelminthes; Trematoda; Strigeidida; Schistosomatidae. The record is from the annotation of a GenBank genome assembly.
AUGAACGUUGAUGAAUCGAAAUCAAUGACUUGUAAUGAUAUGAUUAGCUUAGAAGAAAAAGUUAAACUUACUUCCGAAGAAAAUAUCGGUUUAAAAUCUUACAUUGAACGUAUGAAUAGUGAAUGCAUGGAACUCAAUGCUACUUUGUUUGAAGAAGCAAAUAGAAUGGUCCAUGAAGCCUUAUCUAAAGAACAUUAUGCCGUUAGACAAGCCAAAGAGAAAAUUCAAGAAAAUGAGAUACUUCAAUCGGAAGUUCGUGCAUUAAAAUUAUUGGUUGCUGAAUUAUCAUCAAGUAUAACAAAUCAAAAGAUUAAAAACUCUUUAUAUAGUACAAGAAUGAAAUACGAUAAUAUAGCUUGUAAUAAAUCACCUGAAAUUCAUCGUAAAUUGGGUACAGGUAAUCUUUUGGAACUGAGACGAAAUAAUGCUAAAUAUGGUGGAUUAGAACAAUUCAAUCGACGUGAUCUCUUAACAGCAAUGAUUACACACAGACCAUGUAAAAAUAAUUUAGACGUUGAUACAUUUGAAGAAUUUUUAGAAUGGAUACAAAAUGAUUGUCCAUUAAAUUUACCUAUGAUAGCAUUUACAGAAUUAAAUGAACAAUUAUUAUGUCAUCAAGAAAAUAUAAAGAAAGGACAAAUAAAAGAAUAUACUAGAAAAGAAAUCAAUGAACGAGUGACUAAGAUUAAUAUACCUGAUCAAAUAUCAAAUAAAACAGUUAUUAAUAAUCAGAUAGAUGAAAACAUUACUAUCAGUAAUAAUAAUAAUAAUAACAAUAAUGAAAAGAAUAAUCAUUUAACUUUAUCCAAUAAUUUUGGUGUACACAACUCUGUGAAUGAUAUAGAAAACAUUCCAAAUAGUAAUAAUAACUAUGAUAAUAAUGCUAAAAAUCAAGAGUCUAAUCAUUCUAUUCAUAUAAUAAAAAUAACUGAAUCAAAUAAUCAUGAUAUUAUUAAAGAAAUUUCAAAUGAUUCAAUAAACAAUCAUAAUGAUUCACAAGUUAAAACUGAUGAUAAAUAUUAUUCACCAAUAAUCAUAAAUUGUGUUAAAACAAAAUCAUCAUUUAAUUCAAAUUAUUUUCCAUUGGAUAAACCAUUAUCAAAAUUUAUAUAUCGUUUAUAUUUGCAAGAUAUAAAACCUUGUUUUGAAUUUAUUAAUAAAAAACUUAUCUCUUCAAUUUAUCAAGCAUUACCGGAAUUAGGUUUAGAAAUUACACCAAUUACACCGGAAUUAAGCGGUGGUUUACGUCGUAAUAACGAUAUAAAUGGUGGUGAUAAAACAGUAAAAGUUGUUCAUGAAUACUGUUCAUUAAUGCCAAAAUAUGAAGCUGUGUUUCGUAUGAAAAUCAGAACACCUGAUUCCAAUGAAAUCGAUUGUAAAAUAUCAUUACCAGCAAGAGAUAGACUAGUUGCAAUUGUCAAUCUAUUUCAAUACUUAAGUAUAAUAAAACGUGGUCUAGAUUCUAGUCCGAUGAUUAGUACCAAUAGAAAGAAUGAUAAUCACUUCAUCAAUUUAAAGAAUCGUAAUAAUUAUCACAAUAAUGAUAAAGAAGCCAUCACAAAGGAAGUUGAGAUACAAGAACAACAAUUCCGUACAAUUCAACGGCAUCGAUUAAAUAUCGCACUAGCUCGACUUGGAUAUGGAACACCAGAUUUAGAGUGA